AUGCGCAUUGAGCGCUCCGCCAUGGCUGACAGGGAAUGGCCGGGAUGUGCGAAGAGUUUGAAAGGAGUCAUUUUAGACCUGUGUGGAGUUUUGUAUGAAAGUGGAGAGGGCGACGGAGUUGCCAUUCCCGGCUCCAUCGAAGCUGUGAAAAAGCUGAAAGAGUCCGACCUGCAGCUGCGCUUCUGCACCAACGAGACUCAGGCGACCAGAGAGAAGUUCGUGGCCAAACUGCAAAGGCUGGGCUUUGACAUCUCUGUGUGUGAGGUGUUCCCUCCUGCACCUGCAGCCAUAGCUGUCCUGAAAGAGAGGAACCUCCGGCCUCACCUGCUGGUGCAUGAUGGACUUGUCCCAGAAUUCGACGGCGUUGACAAGAGCAGCCCAAACUGUGUAAUCAUCGGAGAUGCAGCCGAACAUUUCACCUACCAGAACCUAAAUGAGGCAUUCAGGGUCCUUAUUGGCCUGGAAAAGCCAGUGCUCUUCUCUUUGGGCCAAGGGAGGUAUUACAAGGAGACGGAUGGUUUAAAACUCGAUGUUGGAGUUUACAUGAAGGCUUUGGAGUAUGCCUGUGAUUUGAAAGCAGAGGUCAUUGGAAAACCGUCUCCCACUUUCUUCCAGAGCGUUCUGAAUGACAUGCAGCUCCAAGCACAUGAGGUACUGAUGAUUGGAGAUGAUCUUUUAAACGAUGUAGGCGGAGCCCAGCACUGCGGAAUGAAAGGGGUGCAAGUCAGAACCGGCAAAUACAGGCCGAGCGACGAGAGGCACCCGGCGGUGACGGCCGACGGCACGGUGGACGACCUGGCCCAGGCCGUGGACGUGAUCCUCCGUCAGAGAGGGCGCUGAGAGCAAGGCGGCGGCGGCGGCGGCGGACGGAAACACUCGACGUACUGUGAAACCAUUCAGUAGUGUUAAUUUAUAGCGUAGGGAAGAUCACAUACAAAAGCCGUCCAAAUGCUUCACUGUGUUAAACCAACACAGCUUGUGUGAAAUGUCAAACACGGGUCUGGCUUUUCAAACAAACUGGACUGAAAGUUUCAGUUUUUUGCUGUUAUCCAGGCCUGCGAGAGAGAGAGAGAGAGAGAGAGAGAGAGAGAGAGUCCUGCACCCCCCGUCUGUCAGGACAUAAGCGACAUAGAUAAGAUACCUACAGCCGGCAUGAGCGCGUCAGUAACCAGCCGCUGAGUGAACACACAGCAUUACUCUCCUCGUCUGUCUUCUCCUGUUGCUCAGAUUCUUCAACAAGCUUUUAUAGAGACGGCCUGGGAAGAAAUUCUUGUGCACAAAUGUAGUUUCUGAUAUAAAUGAAUGCAGAAAGUGUUUUGAAAUAAACUAAUUCAAG
Molecule: messenger RNA, 1336 nt
Organism: Salarias fasciatus (jewelled blenny)
Lineage: Eukaryota; Metazoa; Chordata; Actinopteri; Blenniiformes; Blenniidae
Gene: lhpp
Product: phospholysine phosphohistidine inorganic pyrophosphate phosphatase
Exons: 7
Coding region: 1-840 (279 amino acids)
Biological process (GO): dephosphorylation
Cellular component (GO): cytosol; cytoplasm
Molecular function (GO): phosphatase activity; inorganic diphosphate phosphatase activity
Source: RefSeq, a predicted model, not a curated record